Molecule: messenger RNA, 438 nt
Organism: Angiostrongylus costaricensis
Lineage: Eukaryota; Metazoa; Nematoda; Chromadorea; Rhabditida; Metastrongylidae
Source: the annotation of a GenBank genome assembly
AUGUACUAUGAUGGUAUGGUUUUGAAAUCGGUACUCGAAUCGUUUGUCGAUGAUAUUGCUGAAGAAUCGAGUGAAUUAUUACCAGAACGACCACGGUACGCCUAUGCAGUUGUCGUUGUCGCUGACGACCAUGAAAUAUGCGAGGUGAAAGAAAUUUUUACAAGAGAAGUGCUUGUCAUGUUGUAUUUUUUAUUCAGAGAUAAUGCUCCUUACGAUUCCGAUAUUCAACGAGCUCUUCAAGAACUGAUAGAGUCCCGAGAUCUACUUGUUACACCACGCCAAAGCAUGCUUGUCGACACUUCGAAAUAUGAGGUGGGUUAUGAUCACUCCAAAAAAGCCGCUGUCAUCAGUUACCAGUUCUACUGUUGUUAUUGUCCAUUAGCUUCACAGGUCACCAGUGAAGUACCGUUUAGCGGACCCUUCCUUGCUCUACGGUGA